AUGGCUCCAGCAAUACCGCCGCUGAAAGACCCAAGUCUUCUUAUUGACCGUGCCUUUGUGAACGGUCAAUGGGUGGCCAGCGGCUCGGGAAAGACAUUUGAGGUCACAGAUCCGAGUACCGGUGCUCUGGUCGGCACAUGUCCAGAAUGUGGCGUUUCAGAUACAGAGGCUGCUAUCGACGCUGCAGCCGUUGCUUUCAAAGCAUUCCGAGCCACAACCGCCCGGCAGCGGUCAGAUUUGCUAAGAAAGUGGCACCAGCUCAUGCUCGACAAUGCAGAAGACCUUGCCAUUCUGAUAACGAUGGAGAACGGGAAGCCCCUGGCAGAUGCUCGUGGGGAGGUCAAGUAUGCGUCCGACUUUCUCCUCUGGUUCGCGGAAGAAGCGCCUCGGAUCAACGGCAGUACCAUCCCGGCCAGUGUAGGUGGUAAGCGGAUUUUGACCGUCAAGGAACCCAUUGGGGUUUGUGGGCUGAUCACGCCAUGGAAUUUCCCUGCGGCGAUGGUCACGCGCAAGGCUGCCCCUGCCAUCGCAGCGGGGUGUACCGUGGUCGUCAAGGCACCAGGCGAGACCCCCUUGACGUCGCUCGCUCUCGCAGAACUAUCCAAGCGGGCGGGCUUCCCAGCAGGCGUGUUCAAUAUCAUCACGACGCUCGAAAACACCCCGGCCGUCGGCAACGCGCUCUGUACGCACCCGAAGGUCAAGAAGGUCUCCUUCACGGGGUCUACGGCCGUCGGGAAGCUUCUGAUGAAGCAAUCGUCCGACACGCUGAAGAAGCUGUCGAUGGAACUCGGCGGCAACUCGCCAUUCAUCGUGUUUAACGACGCCAAUCUCGAUGCCGCCGUCGACGGUGCGUUGACGAGCAAGUUCCGCUCGUCGGGCCAGACAUGCGUCUGCGCGAAUCGCAUCUACGUGCAGAAGGGGAUCCUGCCGGCCUUCAGCGAGAAGUUCGUCGAGCGUGUCAAGCAGUACAAGCUUGGCGCCGGAUUUGAUCCGUCAGUCACGCACGGUCCGCUGAUCCACGCCCGCGCCGUGGACAAGGUGGACAGCCACGUGCGGGAUGCGGAAGCCAAGGGCGCGCAGAUCGCACUCGGCGGGCAGAGGAUUCCCGGCCUCGAGGAGCGUGGCCACUUUUACCCGCUCACCGUGCUGUUGAACGCGACGCCCGAGAUGCGGAUCGCGAGGGAAGAGACCUUCGGCCCCGUAGCGGCACUUUUCCCUUUCGAAACCGAAGAAGAGGUCCUCGCCAUGGCCAACGCCAGCGACGUCGGCCUGGCGGGCUACUUCUUCAGCCAGGACGUCCAGCGCUGCUGGCGCGUGGCCGAGGCCUUGGAGGUGGGCAUGGUGGGCAUCAACACGGGCAUCAUCAGCGACCCUGCAUCCCCUUUCGGGGGCGUCAAGCAGAGCGGAUUCGGACGGGAAGGCAGCGCACUCGGCAUCGAGGAGUACCUGACGGUCAAGAGCAUGACCUUCGGCGGUAUCUAG
Fonsecaea erecta is the source of this 1482-nucleotide messenger RNA. RefSeq lists its product as hypothetical. The record is from RefSeq and is a predicted model, not a curated record. Gene Ontology annotation, biological process: GABA catabolic process. NCBI's taxonomy places the organism in Eukaryota, Fungi, Ascomycota, Eurotiomycetes, Chaetothyriales, Herpotrichiellaceae. Gene Ontology annotation, molecular function: succinate-semialdehyde dehydrogenase (NAD+) activity. Bases 1 to 1482 code for a protein of 493 amino acids. The transcript has 4 exons.